This is a messenger RNA of Cuscuta campestris, 1025 nucleotides long. The record is from the annotation of a GenBank genome assembly. Lineage: Eukaryota; Viridiplantae; Streptophyta; Magnoliopsida; Solanales; Convolvulaceae.
CCUCACAGUUGAGCCACACCAUUGCAUUUGCAUAUAUGUGAGAAGAUGAAGAUGAAGAUGAUGAUGGAGGAAGAGAAGAAGAAUAGCCAUGGAAGCCCAAAGCUCCCUCACGGGGACACCCCCUACGUCCGGGCAAAACACGCUCAGGUAGUCGAGAGAGAUGGAGGCGCCGCCAUAGCCCUGUUCUGGAAGGCGAUAGACGAAGGAGACAGAGUGGACAGUGCUCUGAAAGACAUGGCAGUGGUUAUGAAACAGGAGGGAAGGGGUGAAGAAGCCAUUGAAGCCAUCAACUCCUUCCGGGGCCGAUGUUCUCCCCAUGCCCAGGAAUCUCUCGACAAUGUUCUUAUCGAUUUGUACAAGGCAUUCGGGAGAUUAGAUGAUCAGAUUCAUCUGCUGAAGCGGAAGUUGCAGAUGAUUUGCCAUGGAGAAGCGUUCAAUGGAAAACCCACCAAGACCGCUCGCUCCCACGGGAAGAAAUUCCAAGUCACAGUCAAGCAGGAGACCACAAGGAUCCUGGGGAACCUGGGGUGGGCAUACAUGCAGAAGAAGAACUAUGGAGCAGCUGAGGUUGUGUACCGCAAAGCGCAGGAGAUUGAAGCAGACUCCAACAAAGCCUGCAACCUGUGCCUCUGCCUUGUGAGACAAGGGAAAUGCAGUGAAGCACGGGCCAUUCUUCAAGGCGUUCUUCGUGGGGACCCCUACGGUUCCUCGGACCCCAAGACCGUGGCUCGCGCCAAACAGCUUUUGCUGGAGACCGAGCAGUGUUUUGAGGCCGCUGUGGGAAACCCUUCGCCCACUUUCGCGCUUAGUUUUGUCGAAGAUGCUUUUGUUGAGGGUGUGGAUAAGAUGAUUAACCUAUUGAGGUCUAAUAAUAGUAGUAGUAGUAGGAGACUUCCCAUUUUUGAAGAAAUCUCCCCUCAAAGAAAUCAACUGGCUUGUUGAUACUGUAUUGAACCUUCAGUUUCUUACAUGAACAGAAAAGAUUGAAGAAGAAAAAAAUGUAGAAAGAAAGUUGCACAAUAUGU